AUGGACCCCCCCGCGGCCAAGCGGAGCCGGGGCUCCCCCGCGGGACCGGAGGAGCGAGAUGCCGGGGCCGGGGCAGCGCGCGGCCGGGGCCGACCCGAGGCGCUACUGGACCUCAGCGCCAAGCGAGUAGCCGAGAGCUGGGCCUUCGAACAGGUGGAGGAGCGCUUCUCCCGGGUACCGGAGCCGGUUCAGAAGCGCAUCGUCUUCUGGUCGUUUCCACGCAGCGAGCGGGAAAUAUGCAUGUACUCCUCGCUGGGCUACCAGCCCCCGGAGGGCGAGCAGGACGCCCGGGUGCCCUUCACCCGCGGGCUGCACCUGCUGCAGAGCGGGGCUGUCGACCGGGUGCUGCAAGUGGGAUUCCACCUGAGCGGGAACGUCAGGGAGCCCGGGGCCCCCGGGGAGCCGGAGCACCUCUACCACGUCUCCAUCAGCUUCGACCGCUGCAAGAUCACGUCUGUGAGCUGCGGCUGUGACAACCGAGACCUCUUCUAUUGCGCCCACGUGGUGGCCCUGUCCCUGUACCGCAUCCGGCACGCGCGCCAGGUGGAGCUGCGGCUGCCCAUCUCUGAGACGCUGUCCCAGAUGAACCGGGACCAGCUGCAGAAGUUCGUGCAGUACCUCAUCAGCGCCCACCACACCGAAGUGCUGCCCACCGCCCAGCGCCUGGCCGACGAGAUCCUGCUGCUGGGUUCCGAGAUCAACCUGGUGCACGGUGCCCCCGACCCCACAGCAGGUGCGGGCAUCGAGGACGCCAACUGCUGGCACCUGGAUGAGGAGCAGAUCCAGGAGCAGGUGAAGCAGCUGCUGUCCAAUGGCGGCUACUACGGGGCCAGCCAGCAGCUGCGCUCCAUGUUCAGCAAGGUGCGGGAGAUGCUGCGGAUGAGGGACUCCAACGGGGCGCGCAUGCUCAUCCUCAUGACGGAGCAGUUCCUGCAAGACCCGCGCCUGGCCCUGUGGCGGCAGCAGGGGGCGGGCAUGACGGACAAGUGCCGGCAGCUGUGGGACGAGCUGGGGGCCCUCUGGGUCUGUGUCAUCCUGAGCCCCCACUGCAAACCAGAGGAGCGGGCGGGCUGGCUCCAGCUGCUUGGCACAUGGGACAAGCUGGACGUGUGCCCACUGGAAGAAGGCAACUACUCCUUCGAUGGCCCCAGCCUGCAGCCCACCAUGGCUCCCAGCCCAGGCUCCGAGGAACAGGAAGAGGGGGAGGUGGCGGCCACAGGUUCCCGCCACACGGUAUUUGGCCGCGCCCUGCAGGCUGGAGACCUGCACUGGGAAGACCCUCACCUGCAGCGGAUCCUGGCCGGCGACUCCUACAGCCCCAGCCUCACAGGCACCAUGGGCGGUGACAAGUCAGCCUUCGACCCUCAGGGCCGCCCACUCUGGCUGGGCGAGCCUUUUCCAACUGCUUGUGCCCGGGUGGACACCCUGCGUGCCCAUGGGUAUCCCCGCCAGGCCCUGCGGCUGGCCGGUGCCAUAAUCAACACGCUCCGGCUCCAGCGGCGGCAUCAGCUUGAGAGCUACAAGCAGCAGAAAAAAGAGUUGCUCCAGAAAGGCGCCACCUGCAUCACCAACCGCGAAGGCUGGGUGGGCCACCCCCUGGACCCCAUUGGCUGCCUCUGCAGGGCGCUCCUGGAGGCCUGUCGCCUGGAGGAGGAGACCCUCUCCCUUUACCCAGACUCAGGACCCGAGAAGCGGAAGGUGGCCUACCAGCACGUGCCAGUGCCCGGGAGCCCUGGGGAGUCCUACCUGGCGCUGGCACUAGAGGUGGCACUGCUGGGGCUGGGGCAGCAGCGGGCCCUGCCCGAGGGGUUGUACGCCCAGGACAAGGUGGUGCGCAACGAGGAGCAGCUGCUGGCGCUGCUGGAGGAGGUGGAUCUGGACGAGCGGCUGGUGCAGGUGCUGCGCAAGCAGGCGGGGCUGCUGCUGGAAGGAGGUCCCUUCAGUGGCUUUGGAGAAGUACUUUUCCGGGAAAGCGUGCCAAUGCACACCUGUGCCCGCUACCUGUUCACUGCGCUGCUGCCCCAUGACCCCGACCUGGCCUAUCGCCUGGCACUGCGAGCCAUGAGGCUGCCCGUGCUGGAGACGGCGCUUCCCGCUGGAGAACCCCAUCCCACCCCGCUGGACUCCAUCCCGAGCAACCGCUUCCCCCGCUGGUUCAUCCUGGGCCACCUGGAGACCCGCCAGUGUGAACUGGCCUCCGCCAUGCUGACCGCAGCCAAGGGAGACCCCAAGUGGCUGCACGUUGUCCUGGGCUCCAUCCAGCAGAACAUUCACUCGCCCGCUCUGCUCUUCAAGCUGGCGCAGGACGCCUGUAAGACGGCCACCCCGGCCGGAGCGCCACCGGACUCCACGCUGCUCGGCAUCGCGCUGGAACUGGGCCUGCAGGUGAUGCGCAUGACUCUGAACACCAUGACCUGGCGGCGGAGGGAGAUGGUUCGCUGGCUGGUCAGCUGCGCCACAGAGAUUGGUCCCCAGGCGCUGAUGAACAUCAUGCAAAACUGGUACUCCUUAUUUACUCCGGUGGAGGCGGCCACCAUCGUGGCGGUGACCGGCACCACGCACGCCACGCUCAUGCGGCUGCAGCUGGACACGGCCCGGCGGGAGGAGCUCUGGGCCUGCGCGCGCACCCUGGCCCUGCAGUGCGCCAUGAAGGACCCGCAGAACUGCGCGCUGCCCGCCCUCACCCUGUGCGAGAAGAACCACGCGGCCUUCGAGGCGGCCUACCAGAUCGUGCUGGACGCGGCGGCCGGCGGUCUGGGCCACGCGCACCUCUUCACGGUGGCCCGCUACAUGGAGCACCGCGGCCUGCCGCUGCGCGCCUACAAGCUGGCAACGCUGGCCCUGGCGCAGCUCAGCAUCGCCUUCAACCAGGACAGCCACCCCGCCGUCAACGACGUGCUGUGGGCCUGCUCGCUCAGCCACUCGCUCGGCCGCCAUGAGCUCUCCGCCAUCGUCCCCCUCAUCAUCCGCAGCAUUCACUGCGCCCCGAUGCUCUCCGACAUCCUGCGCCGCUGGACCCUCUCGGCGCCUGGUCUGGGUCCCCUGGGGGCCCGCCGGGCUGCCAAGCCCCUGGGCGCCGACCGGGCGCCACUGUGCCAGCUCCUGGACGCGGCCGUGGCCGCCUACAUCACCACCAGCCACUCGCGCCUCACGCACAUCAGCCCGCGGCAUUACGGCGACUUCAUCGAGUUCCUGGGCAAGGCCCGGGAGACCUUUCUGCUGGCGCCCGAUGGGCACCUUCAGUUCGCCCAAUUCUUGGAGAACCUCAAACAGACCUACAAGGGCAAGAAGAAGCUCAUGCUGUUGGUGCGUGAGCGGUUCGGCUGAGGGACGGUGCUUGGCAUGGGACUCCUGGGGACCCCUGGGCCCUGCCUCCCUGACUCUGGCGGGCCUGGGCACUGGAGGCCCAGGAGGGGUUCAGUAUUAGCCAGGGAAGGAGCCCUGCUGGACGCGGGCAGGAGGUGGCAUCCUGCCUGCGUGCGUGCCUAGGAGUGUGUGAACGUGUGUAAAGACCCGAGGAGCACAAGCCAUACUGCCACCCAGAAGCCUGGAAGGGGUGUGUGCUCGGGCAGCUGGCAUGACCCCACCGGGGCCCCCCACAAGCAAUAGGCAAGCUCCCUCCUCAAAACUCAAAGCCCUGGCGUGGGCUCCAGGAGAGGGGCCGGAAGGCAGGCCUUCCCAACUGGCACUCGGGCCCACCAGGCUGGCCAGGGGACUUUAUGAGGACACCUGAAUCCCCUCCUGCUCACCUUCCUUCCCCUCCCCCACUGCUCAGGGGCCCCCCUCCCCUGUCCUGUGCCCCCUCCCUACCCUGCCAGGACCAACGCCCCACUUCCACUGAAGGAUUUCAAGAGGUCUCAGGCCUCAGCCACAUACCUCACCCCCUUGUCCUCCUGUCUGGCCAGGACCCCAUUCCCUUGGGCACCAGGGUCCCAGGGUGGGCUGGGUGGGGGGCCAUCGCUGCCCCUCCCUCCACCCACUAGUCACUGGACACAUGACUCAGGAACCAGGCGAGGCCCGUGUGCCCUCUCAACCUGGUGUUGGGGGAGAAAGGCAGGCAGCUUGGUGUCUUCAGCUGCUUGUCCCUCCCUGUCCCCCGUCUCCACCUCACCAUUCAGCCUGUUCUGUCUUCAUCUCUGUUAAGUCCCAGCUACUGUUUCUCCGGACUCCCCUCCCCUCCCCUGCCUCAGCCCAGGGAGGAGCAGGGAGGACCACCGUCCCCCACACACGCCCUCUUUUUUCCCUUCUUGUAUAGUAAGGAAAAAGAUCGUCAUUUUGUAA
Messenger RNA from Marmota flaviventris (yellow-bellied marmot), 4281 nucleotides. RefSeq names its product zinc finger SWIM-type containing 4 (gene Zswim4). The record is from RefSeq and is a predicted model, not a curated record. Gene Ontology annotation, molecular function: zinc ion binding. Gene Ontology annotation, cellular component: Cul2-RING ubiquitin ligase complex. NCBI's taxonomy places the organism in Eukaryota, Metazoa, Chordata, Mammalia, Rodentia, Sciuridae.